AUGGAUGCACAUAUUUGCAAUAUUAAAUCUCGACUUCUGACUCGUGACGGUUCCUGCCGGUUCCACGGCAGCGAGCGCGGCCAGCUGUGCUAUCGAGAGUCACACGCGGCUGAAACCAGCCGGCCUCACCCCAAAUCGGGCUUGUGCAACUCUCAGAAGGCUCAGCAGAGCCCUGGGGGACAGGAGACCUACAAGCUGCCGCACCGGCUGAUCGAGAAGAAGAGACGCGACAGGAUCAACGAGUGCAUCGCGCAGCUCAAGGAUCUGCUGCCCGAGCACCUCAAGCUGACGACUCUAGGGCACCUGGAGAAGGCUGUGGUUCUGGAGCUCACCUUGAAGCACGUGAAGGCACUGACCAACCUCAUCGAGCAGCAGCAGCAGAAGAUCAUCGCCCUGCAGAGCGGUUUGCAGGCGGGUGACCUGUCAUCGAGAAACCUCGAUUCCAGCCAGGAAAUGUUUCGAUCCGGUUUCCAGAUGUGUGCCAAGGAAAUGCUGCAAUACCUGGCCAAGCACGAGAACGGCAAGGAGCUGAAGCCGUCGCAGCUGGUCAGCCACCUGCACCGCAUGGCCAGCGAGGUGCUGCAGGGCGGGGCGGCCCGCAAGGCCGGCGACAUCCCUCCCAAAAUGGGGGACUUGAAGGAGAAGCCGGCGGCGCUGGGCGAGGGCCACGGGAAGAACUGCGUGCCCGUGAUCCAGCGGACAUUCGCUCACUCCAGCGGGGAGCAGAGCGGCAGCGACACGGACACGGACAGCGGCUACGGGGGGGAGCUGGACAAAAGCGACUCCAAAUCGGAGCAGCCCUAUUUCAAAAAGGAUACCGACCUCAAGUACGCUGUCCAGGAGAGAAUAAGCUCUAUUAAGCAAGAGACUGAGGACCCGCCGGCCAAAAGGAGCCGGCUGGAGUCGCCGCAGGACGAGGGCCCUUUUGGCAGUGACAUGAUGGGCUCUUCCAGCAGCUUCCUGGGCCCCCACGCUCACCAGCCUCCCCUGUGCCUGCCUUUCUACCUGAUCCCGCCGUCCGCCACCGCCUACCUGCCCAUGCUGGAGAAGUGCUGGUACCCGGCCUCGGUGCCCGUGCUGUACCCCAGCCUGCCCGCCUCUGCCGCGGCGCUCACGGGCUUCAUGAACCCCGACAAAAUCUCCCCCCCUCUGCUGAUGCCCCAGAGACUCCCUUCUCCUGUACCAGCCCAUUCCCCCAUCGACUCCUCGGCUCUGCUUCAAGCUUUGAAGCAGAUUCCUCCUUUGAACUUGGAAACCAAAGACUGAGCUCAGUGUGACUGGUUUUUCUCUUUUUUCUUUUUUUUUUCUUUUGUUUUUGGUUUUUUUUUUGUUUUUUUUUUUUAGUUUGAGAGACUGUUUCACUUUUAUAUAUUGGCUGGACUGAGGUGUGGGGACGAGGUUCACUGUGCGUAGGAAGCUAAAUCGCCUUUUCUCUGACUUGUCAGGUAGCUUGGAGAAGGAUGAAGGAUGCGCCCAGGUUAGCGAUUGACAACUACUUCCAAAAGAUUAAAGAAGGCUUUAGGAAGAGUUUUGUGCUUCACCCCUUCCCUUCCUCCCUCUCCACAUCUACAGAGCAACAGUUGACUCGGUCAGCUGCGAAUCUAUUGCAAAGCUGUGAAGAAAUGUUCCACGGGGCAGACUUGGUUUGAGGGUCUGCAGAUACAAAAUACGUGAAUAUAAAACACGGUACUUCCCUUGAGCAGCUCUGAAGGCAACGGCCCCGCUGGCUCCUUGGAGCUGGGCUGGUGUCCAAGUGACCCUGAGUGUGGCGUGGUGGUGGUGGCAAUGCCACCAUGAGCACAGGAGGGGCAGGGCAGUGGUCACUGCAGGGGCAGCAGUGUCACCAGGAGGAGCAGGGCAGUGGUCACUGCCUGGUCACACACAGGUCAGGCAGAACCAAGACGGGUUUCUCUCCACACCUUUGCUGAUACGUAGAUAUUUUUUUAAGAAAUACAAGGUAGCUGCUGCUUGGAGCUUUCCAUGGCGUAAUCUAAUAAAUAAAUUAACCUGCGCCCUUCCUGUAACUUGAGCUGCUAUGUUGGGCCGGGUCGGAGGAGCUGUCCCUGGGAUCGCUGUGCUGGUGGCACCGGCUCCAGCCUCUCCUGCUGCUGCUGCUGCUGCACGGGCAUGGCCGUGUCCCCUGGGGCAUGGCUGUGUCCCCUGGGCACGGCCGUGUCCCCAGGAGUCACAGUGUCCCCUGGGCACGGCCGUGUCCCCGGGAAUCACCGCGGUUUUCCCGGGUCAGGAGCCUCUUGCCAGGGGGAGCAGUUCAGCUGUGCCAUCCCUGCUGAACGUGCCCCUGUCAGUGCCUUUGGGAAAUGAGCAGGCUGGGAUUUUCAAACUCAAACCCCAGUCUGCUCCCAGCAGAGUUUGAGCAUCUGGAUUCCUGCUUGGCAGAGCCUGGCUCACAUCCCCGAGUUAAGGAGACAGGGGCUGGGUGGUGACACUUGUGAGCUGCAAGGAGCUUUCUCCACAGAGGAACAUCAUCUCCAGUCUAGCUUCUUUUUAACUAAAAAACCCCAAACUUCACUGCUAAGGGCAGUGCUCUUUGGUGGUUUUUUUCUGGCUGGUUUUGAGAACUGGUGAGCAGACCCCCUGUCUGCAUCCUCGUGUCGCCCUCCCGUUGCACCAGCUGUUGAGAUGCACUAUGCUUGAUUGCAGAUUGUGUUCUAAUGUUUAUUUUGUUGUUGGUUUUUUGGGUUUUUUUGGUAUACAGUUGUUGCCUUUAUUUGUAAAAUCCUGUUAUAAAUAUAUAUAUUAUAUAAAUAUAUUAAAAGUUAAAACGUUUCAGAUGUCUAUUAUUUGUAUAACUACUUGAGCAUAAAGAAGUGAGAAAUAUGAAUGUAUUCUUGUUUCUGGGUUGUCUUUUUUUUUGAAGAGAAGAAUAUUCCGUUUUUCUCUCGGGAGAGGUACAGUGUUUAUAUUUUGGAGCUGCCUUCAAGGUGGGAUAUUGUACAUAUUUUUAUCUUGAGUAAAUGUUAAGUAGCUGUUUAAAAAUGCUUAAUAAAAUAAUUCUUUUCCUGUGGAAGAUAAGGGUUUGCCUCCUGUGCUUUGCAAUGUUUGAGCAGGGUCAUUCCACGUGGUCUGGUCCAGCUGGGGAUGGCACAGGGAGGAGCAGGAUCUCGGGGUUCAGGGAGAAGGGGGGAUGAGGGAUGCAGGGAGGAGCAGAGAUCUUGUGAUGCAGGGAGGAUGAGGGAUUUUGGGGUGCAGGGAGGAGUGAGGGUUUUGGGGUGCAGGCAGGAUGGGAGAUCUCAGGGUUCAGGGGGGAUGAGGGAUUUUGGGGUGCAGGCAGGAGUGAGGAUUUUGGGGUGCAGAGCCCUGCUCCCCCCACAGCUCCUCUGCAGUCGGUGCCCGAAGGAGCUCAGGUCCCAUUACCCGUGUCACCAGGGAUAUUUAUUUAUUUUAACUCCCUUGGCACCUCCGUGGAUUUUUUUCCUUGCGGCCUCGAGGGAGGUGCCUGGAGGGCCUGGCUGGCUUUCCUGCUCUCUCCUGAUGUCACGUUGUGCUCCCUGUGUCUGGCAUUUGGCUCCUGGGCCCCAGGCUCUGUGGGGAGGGGGCAGCCCCUCGCCCCGGGGUGUCUCCACAGGCUUUGCCCAGUUCCUGGAGGAAAGCCGACUUGCUGC
Ficedula albicollis (Collared flycatcher) is the source of this 3623-nucleotide messenger RNA. RefSeq names its product basic helix-loop-helix family member e40 (gene BHLHE40). Gene Ontology annotation, molecular function: RNA polymerase II cis-regulatory region sequence-specific DNA binding; DNA-binding transcription factor activity, RNA polymerase II-specific; protein dimerization activity. NCBI's taxonomy places the organism in Eukaryota, Metazoa, Chordata, Aves, Passeriformes, Muscicapidae. The record is from RefSeq and is a predicted model, not a curated record. The transcript is spliced from 4 exons. Gene Ontology annotation, biological process: regulation of transcription by RNA polymerase II; regulation of neurogenesis; anterior/posterior pattern specification. Gene Ontology annotation, cellular component: nucleus. Bases 1 to 1266 code for a protein of 421 amino acids.